Messenger RNA from Helicoverpa armigera (cotton bollworm), 2463 nucleotides. RefSeq lists its product as uncharacterized. Gene Ontology annotation, biological process: protein peptidyl-prolyl isomerization. The record is from RefSeq and is a predicted model, not a curated record. The transcript is spliced from 6 exons. Gene Ontology annotation, cellular component: intracellular membrane-bounded organelle. Gene Ontology annotation, molecular function: peptidyl-prolyl cis-trans isomerase activity. The coding region runs from base 1684 to 2394 and encodes 236 amino acids. NCBI's taxonomy places the organism in Eukaryota, Metazoa, Arthropoda, Insecta, Lepidoptera, Noctuidae.
UAAAGAUCAAUAUCAAUACAAAAUAAAAUGUUAUAGACUAGUUGAUUUAUACAUAAAAGUUGUAACAUAUAGAAUCGUAUUAAUUAGACUAGUUAAAAAGUUCUACCCACAUAAUAGGAUAACAAGAUUUUCAUUAAAAUGGCUCACGUUAUGGUUUUGGAUUCUGUGGACGAAGAUAUUUUUGUAUGUGGAACAUGUAAAGCCGUGUUUAACUCUUUGCAAGUGUUUCUGGAUCAUAAGAGACUAAAAUGUAACAGUGUCGAUUUAGCUGGACGGUUUAAUAGUGCUAAUUUGGUGCAGACAACAGUAGUUGGCGAUGCCUUUUCUGGGAGCACAGCACAAGGUAGUGUACAAUCAGAGCCUGUUACUGAACAGAUAUGGCCCAAAGAUUUAACCUGCUCCACAUGCAAGAAAAGAUUUAAGAAGAUGAAAACCUUGCUUGCACAUUUGAAAACUCAUAGUGACAAACCCUACCAAUGCCCUGUAUGUGGUCGCUGUUUUAUGCAAAAUUCUCACUUACAGAGGCAUAUCAUGUCACACAGGAUGUGGCCCGAUGGUCUUAAGGAAACAACUGCAAAGACCCAGGAAGAAGAACUUUUAAGCUAUACAUGUCCCUACUGUAAUGUGAUAUUGCUAAAUUAUAGUCAAUACAGAGUCCAUCUGAAGAAUCAUUCCUCUUUAAAAAAGUUUAAAUGUAUCCAAGGAGAUUGCAUGGAGUAUUUUGAAACAGUUGAUCAGUUGCUUCAUCAUGUGUCUGUUGUCCAUGAGUAUCCACUUUAUACUUGUCACCUUUGCAGUUCACCUUUCAACUCGUUAGAAGACAUUGCCACACACCUGCAGAGUCAUAAUGAUGUGGAUAAAAACAAACAGACUUCUAAUAAACUAUAUAAAUGUUCACAAUGUGAUGCCAGAUUCCGUAAACCUGAAAAAUUGACUCUCCACAUGAUGACAGAGAAUCAUAACAAGAUGUGUAUCCAUUGUAAUAAGACGUUUGCUAGUGAUAAGAGAUUGCGCCUGCAUUUACAAAUACACAGGAAAUUGAAACCAUUUCAAUGCAAUAUUUGUAACAGCAGCUUUCACAUGAAGAAAUAUUUGUCUACUCAUAUGCUAAAACAUGGCAACAGACAGUUCAAAUGUACUGUUUGUAAAUACACCUUUAAAAGGCAAGAUUUGCUUCAAAGGCAUAUGAAGUUACACCAGGCUAAGAAAAUGUUGAAGUGCCCUUUCAAAGAAGCUUUGGAUUGUCAGAAGGAGUUUAAUCGGAGUGACAAAUUGAAAUCCCAUUUAAAGUCUCAUACCAAACAUAUGGCUCUACAAAUGAGUAAAAAGAACAAACUUUCACAGCCAAUGAAUACCUCAGAUAUUGGGAGAGAUUCACUUAAAAGUUGAUUGCUCAAAGAAUGGCACAGGUUUUGGAUUGUCCAGAAACUGAUUAUGAUUAAGUUUAGACUUAAAGUCAUGUUCUAAAAACUAUAAUUUAUAUUACCUACUCACUAUGGUUAUUACUUUCCACUUGAAACACCAAUCCCAAAAGUGAUGUAAUAAAAAAAAUUAUGGUAGCCACACUUAAAGGGCUUCUUUCAUAGAUAGUUGGCUAUAUCUAAUUAAGCAGUAAGUCAGUAGUGCAGGCAGGCUGCUACAUAAUAGACAUAUAAGUGGGUGGGAGGAGAAAAAUAUUAUGAAAUGGAAUUCUACAAAUCAAUGCUGUUCCUAGUUAUGGUAUCAACCCAUCUCAUUUUAUCCAAUGCUAGACAGUUCAGAGUCACUGACCAGGUUUAUUUUGAUAUUAAAAGUGAAGACAAACUUCUUGGGCGAGUGGUGAUUGGUCUGUUUGGGGACUUAGCUCCAAAUGCAGUAAAAAAUUUCAAAGUUUUGGCAACUACAGGUAUAAAGGGGAAGUCAUAUAAAGGUACUUCCUUUAAUAGGAUAAUCAAGAGAUUUAUGGUCCAAGGUGGUGAUGUGGUUGCUGAUGAUGGUACAGGCUCAACAAGCAUUUAUGGCGAUACUUUUAGUGAUGAGAACUUGGAGACACAGCACAGUGGUGCUGGGUUCGUUUCCAUGGCUAACAAAGGACCCAAUACAAACGGCUGUCAGUUUAUUAUAACAACAACUGGGACGCCCUGGUUGGAUAAUUUGCACACUGUUGUUGGGAAGGUGGUGGAAGGCCAGAACAUAGUGCAUAUGUUGGAGCAUACGCCGACUGACGUGGACGACCGGCCGACGUUGCAUGUUUACAUCGCUGACUGUGGAUUGAUACCUACGCCGCAACCUUACUACAUUUCUGAUGAUCCUUAUGAUCUGUGGGCGUGGAUAAAGGCUUCGGCAGUUCCGCUGACCAUGUCGUUCUCAAUCCUCGGCUUCUUUCAAUGGAUGAUGAUGAAAAUGGAAAUAUAGGUAACUUCAACCCAUCUUUUAUUUUGUUUAUAUCUCGUAUUUGACCCGAAGAAACUAAGAUACUUUUAA